GGUGAUUUAUCCAUCAGUUACAGUGGUUUCAUAUAAAUCACAACUGAUCAGAGGUCAGGUGUCUGAGUUUCUUAUGGUUCUCUCUCCUGAUUGGUUCAUGCUUUAUUUAUGCAAAUGACUCUCUUUAAAUAUGUUUGUGAGUGUAGUGUGAAUGUUCAGUACGAGAUGAAGAAACACAAACCACACUGAAUCAUCGACAUGUUUCUUCAGGAUAUGGAGAGUUUCUGUGGGUUGGGUUUGUGGUCUCUGGGUUUGUGUGUUUUGGUUGCUUGUGUCCUGUUGGUCAACACAAAUCUCUUUCUGACCAAACCUGCUCAGACAUCUUUAGAUACACUGGCCAGAGCCGAUCUCAAAUCCACCACUGGAGAUGAGGUGAAUUAUAAAGCUGGGAGUUUGUGGGAGAAGACUGGAGCUGUCAUUAUGGCUGUUCGACGACCAGGAUGAUCUUUGUGCAGAGAGGAGGCGUCUGUGCUCUCCUCUCUGAAGCCUCAGUUAGAUGACAGUGGUGUUCCUCUGUAUGCUGUUGUAAAGGAGAACAUUGGUUCUGAGAUUGAGGACUUCAGACCGUUCUUUAAUGGAGAGAUCUUCCUGGAUGAGAAGAAAUGUUUCUAUGGAUCUAAGCAGAGGAGGAUGACGGGAUUGGGAAUCGCUCGUCUUGGGGUGUGGAGGAACCUUCUACAGGCGUGGAGGAAAGGUUACCAGGGCAACAGGAAGGGGGAGGGUUUCAUUUUAGGAGGCUUGUAUGUGAUUGGACCAGAAAAUCAGGGAAUUCUGCUGGAGCACCACGAGAAAGAGUUUGGAGAUAAAGCAGAUCCAUCAGAUGUCCUGAAGGCUGUCAACAGAAUCCAACGCAAACAGAAUUAGAUCAAAACAUCUACACAAGUGUGUGUGUGUGUUUGUGUGUGUCUGUGUGGUCCGAGAGUGUUUAUAUGACAGAUUGACCCAAAACUCUUAUGGGACAGUCCUGAUGAUUUACACUUCAGACUCCUGACACACAACGACACACAACAGCUUUAUAACUCAACAUCAAAAGCACAGGCACACAAAUGAACAUCUAGCAGUUUUUGAUACACAAAAUGUGUUCUUGUGUUUAAUUUAAUUUAGGGGGAAAGUGUCUUUAGUUGGCGAUUCUUAAAAGACCAAAUUAUCUUUAAAAAUUAAAAAAUCUAAAUACAGUUAGACAACAUGUGAGGGUUUAAUAAACAUAAAUAUAUCAUUGUAAUGUAGGCUAUAUUUCAUUCAUUUUACUUCUCUUUACACAUCAAUCAUUUGUAACGUGAAUAUGAUGUAUGUUCAUUAAAUAAAUGAUAUAAAACACA
Misgurnus anguillicaudatus (oriental weatherfish) is the source of this 1319-nucleotide messenger RNA. RefSeq names its product selenoprotein U1b (gene selenou1b). The record is from RefSeq and is a predicted model, not a curated record. NCBI's taxonomy places the organism in Eukaryota, Metazoa, Chordata, Actinopteri, Cypriniformes, Cobitidae. Gene Ontology annotation, molecular function: antioxidant activity.